AUGGAUGCGAUCCCCAACUAUCGACUGCGCGUGAAGAACCCGGGUCUGUGUGAUACCAGCGUCGAACCAGACAAGCACUUUUUCUUCUGGUUCUUUGAAGCACGCAAGGUCAAGCACGAAGAUGCGCCGCUCAUUCUGUGGCUCAACGGCGGCCCUGGGCUGCAGUUCGGUGGCAACGGCACAGACCACAAUCCGUUUAGUUGGAAUGAUCGUGCGCACAUCAUCUUCCUUGACCAGCCCACCAAUGUUGGCUUCUCAUACUGGGACGUCAAUGCGUUGCUCCAACUGUUUUACAAGAGCUUCCCGCAGUAUGCUAACAGCGAGCUCCAUGUUUUCGGGGAGUCAUACGGCGGCCACUAUGUCCCGGCUGUGGGCAAGGCAAUCCAUGAGGCGAACAGGGAAUUGGAGAGCAAGCGAAAUCCCUAUGACGUGCGGCGCUACUGCGUCGGCAACGGGCUAUGCUACGAAAUCGAGGACGACAUUGACACCUAUCUGAACAAUGCUGGCGUGCAGAAGGCACUUGGUGCUGAAGUCAAGAAGUUUGAGUCGUGCUCGGAGAAGGUUGGAACUGGUAUAUUCCCGCCCCUUCUUGCUGACAACAUCCGUGUGCUUAUCUACGCUGGGGAUGCUGACUUUACAUGCAAUUGGUAUGGCAACAAGGCGUGGUCGAUGGAGCUCGACUAUGGUUGGUGGACUGGUGUGGGUGCUGGCGAGGUGCGCACCCAUGAAAAUUUCACUUUCCUGCGCGUGUUUGGUGCCGGACACAUGGUUCCGUAUGACAAGCCCAAGGAGUCUCUAGACAUGAUCAACCGCUGGCUCGACAGAAAGCCAUAUUGA
Molecule: messenger RNA, 837 nt
Organism: Linderina pennispora
Lineage: Eukaryota; Fungi; Kickxellomycota; Kickxellomycetes; Kickxellales; Kickxellaceae
Product: alpha/beta-hydrolase
Exons: 7
Coding region: 1-837 (278 amino acids)
Biological process (GO): proteolysis
Cellular component (GO): fungal-type vacuole
Molecular function (GO): serine-type carboxypeptidase activity
Source: RefSeq, a predicted model, not a curated record